Messenger RNA from Alnus glutinosa, 2095 nucleotides. RefSeq names its product cysteine-rich receptor-like protein kinase 44. Gene Ontology annotation, biological process: protein phosphorylation. The record is from RefSeq and is a predicted model, not a curated record. The transcript is spliced from 7 exons. Bases 5 to 1948 code for a protein of 647 amino acids. Gene Ontology annotation, molecular function: protein kinase activity; ATP binding. Lineage: Eukaryota; Viridiplantae; Streptophyta; Magnoliopsida; Fagales; Betulaceae.
GGGUAUGGCUUCCUUCCCAGUCUCCGGCGCCCUCCUGCACUUUACCUUGAUCUGCCUGAGCAUACAAUUAGCUGCCCCAUAUGAAUAUUUGUUCACUUUCUGUUCCAAUACAAACACUUUCACUCCCAACAGCACCUUCCAGUCCAAUCUCGCUCAACUCCUCUCUUCCCUUUCAUCCAACGCCAGACUUGAAGGUGGUUUCUACAACAACACUGUCGGCCAAAACACCGCCGACGCUGUCUACGGCCUCUUCCUCUGCCGUGGUGACCUCGACGUCCAAGACUGCCUAGAUUGCGUGGCAGGUGAAAUCCAAGAUCUGAGUCUGCAGUACUGCGUUAAAGGAAAACAGGCCGUGAUCUGGUACGAGGAGUGCAUGGUACGCUACUCAGACCAAUAUUUCUUCUCCACCAUGAACACGCAGCCUAGCCGUGUCCAAUCGAGUAUAGACAAUAUUUCUGAUCCAGAUCGCUUUAUCCAGUUACUGAUGGCAAUGAUGAAUGGCUUGGUAAGCCGGGUUACAAAUGUUGGAAUCGGUGCCAAAAAGUUUGCAACAAAAGAAGCAAAUUUUAGUGGGUCUCAAAUACUCUACACCCUUGAGCAGUGCACGCCUGACUUAUCCAGCUCUGAUUGCAGUAAGUGUAUACAGGAAGGGAUAACGUUAAUGCAGAAAUGUUGUAGUGGAUACCAAGGGGUGAGAGUUAUGUUUCCUAGCUGUAGAAUCAGGUAUGAAAUGUACCAGUUUUACACAAUGACUAAUGCAUCGACGUCACCAGCGCCUAUGCCAGCAAUUCUUCGUCCGCCUUCGCGUUCGUCGCAGAGUUCGGGGAAAAGAUCAAUCUUAUUGCUCGCAAUUAUUCCUAUUGUUGCUCUGAUUUCUGCCUCUGCGGUUCUCUUCAUUAUGAUCUACUACUUCCUUUGUAGGAGAGCCAAAAAAGAGUACAAUGCUAUGCAUAAAGAAAAUGGGUCCUUGAAAUUUGAUUUUGCUACAAUUGAAGCUGCCACCGCCAAGUUCUCAGAUGACAACAAGCUAGGUGCAGGUGGAUUUGGUGAGGUUUACAAGGGUACACUCCCUAAUGAACAAGAAGUAGCUGUGAAAAGGCUAUCAAAAAGGUCCAGACAAGGUGAAGGAGAAUUUAAAAACGAGAUUGAAUUGGUUGCCAAGCUUCAACAUAAAAAUCUUGUAAGGUUAUUGGGAUAUUGCAUAGAAGGAGAAGAAAAGAUACUUGUUUAUGAAUUUGUGCCCAACAAAAGCCUUGACUACUUUCUAUAUGACCCUCAAAGACAAGGACAACUAGAUUGGUCAAAACGUUACAAAAUUAUUAAAGGGAUUGCUCGAGGAAUUCUUUAUCUUCAUGAGGAUUCUCGACUAAGAAUUAUACAUCGUGAUCUUAAAUGCAGCAAUGUUUUGUUAGAUGGGGAUAUGAAUCCAAAAAUCUCAGAUUUUGGCUUGGCGAAGCUUUUUGAAAUUGAUCAAACUCAAGGACAUACUCGUAGGAUUGCCGGAACACGUGGUUAUAUGCCUCCAGAAUAUGCAAUACGCGGACAAUUCUCUAUAAAGUCCGAUGUGUAUAGUUUUGGUGUCCUAAUUCUAGAGAUUUUAAGUGGCAACAAGAUUAAUUUUUUCUAUCAAUCAGAUGGUGGUGGACACCUUUUAAGCUAUGCUUGGAAGCAGUGGAGGGAUGGAACGCCCUUAGAAUUGUUGGAUCCAAAUUUGAGAGAUUCUUACUCGACAAAAGAAUUCAUCAAAUGCCUCCAAAUUGGCUUACUAUGUGUUCAGGAGGAUCCAGCUAGGAGGCCAACAAUAGCAUCCAUAUUUCUUAUGCUAAACAUGUCACGAUCGGUUACUUGUCCAUUACCUCAACAACCAGCAUAUUGUAGUGGAACACAUCAAAACAUGCCUUUAGAGUCUGUUAAUGAAACGCCAAUGACUGAUGUAUCCCCUCGAUAGUGUGAGAAGUAAGGGCUUAAUUCACUAGAAUUCACAUCUAUUUGGAUUGGGAUUAAUUCCCUACACUUGUACACUAAUUAGUAUGUCCAAAUUUUAUUGAAAUUUAGACAGCUUUAAUAAGGGAAGUUGUAACCCUUAUUGGAAUAA